AUGCCAAGCCGCCGGCGCCACCCUCAAAUUCGGACGCCGAGCCGUUCACUGCCGUCUUCAAAUAAGGACACCGCCGCCGCUGGGAUGCGAACUCCAGACACCGAACAGGCCCAGACGCCGAGCCACCCGCUCCUCAGAUUCAGACACCGGACUCGCAGGUCGCCGCUAACCUCGAUCUCCACCGCAGACAACCACUCGGCGACUCGAUUCUCAGACCCCUUCAAUCGCUUCCUCGGUUUCUGUGCUCAAAUCGAUAACACAGACCUGGAAAAUCAGGCACGAAGCACCUCGGCGAUUGCGAGAAAAAAUUAA
This is a messenger RNA of Striga asiatica, 312 nucleotides long. The record is from the annotation of a GenBank genome assembly. NCBI's taxonomy places the organism in Eukaryota, Viridiplantae, Streptophyta, Magnoliopsida, Lamiales, Orobanchaceae.